Cuscuta campestris is the source of this 834-nucleotide messenger RNA. NCBI's taxonomy places the organism in Eukaryota, Viridiplantae, Streptophyta, Magnoliopsida, Solanales, Convolvulaceae. The record is from the annotation of a GenBank genome assembly.
GGCCAAUUAGACCUGACCAGUGACCACAACCCUGCAUCAGCAUCAUUGAAGAGGAGAUUCCACUGUGCACCAGGAAGAGGGAGACGAGAAUGAAGAGAGCCUCCGCGAUACUCCGUUAUUUAAUCGGGUCUGCGCCGUGCCUCACUCCUCGAUCUUCUGCACUGAUGGUGUCCUCCGUCGCCACGGUUUCAUACUCCACCGUUGCUCUCGCCGAUAUUUCCCAACCACUUUUCAAUUCUACAAUUAGUCCUACUUUCUCUGUCAACGUACAAUCGCCGCGAUUCAACAAUCAUUUCCGUAGUUUUUCGUCUCCAUCUUCCGCAGGUCCAUCAAAUAUUGUUUCAAUUGAGUCUGAAGAACAGUUUAAUACUUCACUUCGCAAGGUUCAAGAUGAAUCUCUGCCAGCAAUAUUCUACUUCACUGCUGCUUGGUGCGGGCCAUGUAAAUUGUUGUCUCCUGCAAUUUCAGAAUUAAGUGAGAAAUAUCCCCAUGUUACAACAUAUAAAGUUGACAUUGAUAAGGAGCUUGGGGGUGCAUUGACCAAAUUGAAAAUUUUCUCUGUGCCGACGGUACAGUUCUUCCACAAUGGUAAAAAGGACUCUGAAUUUGUCGGAGUUGAUGUUCAACGGUUGAAAGAUACAAUGGAGAGACUCUAUAAAUGUUGAACAUUGUGAUGGGGCUACAAGACAUGAACCAGAAGAACAUUUAGUGUGUUUUUGUCAUAGUUUUUGUUUUAUUAUUAAAGUUUCAGGGCAUUGUAGUGACUGAUGAAACAAAGGAUGAUUGUUAUUAGCUUUUAGGAACAAUUUUUGUGAUUAGCAUUAGAAUUUGGAA